Messenger RNA from Oryzias latipes (Japanese medaka), 4742 nucleotides. NCBI's taxonomy places the organism in Eukaryota, Metazoa, Chordata, Actinopteri, Beloniformes, Adrianichthyidae. The record is from RefSeq and is a predicted model, not a curated record.
GUUAAGCCCGGCUGUGGAUGUUGUUGCUGUCAGACUAAGCGCGUGAACGGUUCGGUUCCUGCGCUCGUCUGUGUUUUAUGAACGUCCUUUGUUUCUGGUGUGGUGUGUCGUAGCGCGAUAAUCUCCGUGGCGCCAAAAGUCUGCAGUAGACUGCUGCUCCCGGUCUCGCUGAGACCCCGGCGGAACCGGUUCCGAGUCCAGUUCCACAGCCUGACAGGUGUUGGCAGCCAUGAGCCGCAGCCGGAACCCGCCUCCGCGGGGCCAAGGAGCAGCGCGAGCCAAACAGAUGGGCCUGCUCCUUGAUCUGACCCCGGAUGGGGGGAUGGAUGAUGUCGGAAAUGAUGAAGAUUUGGAGGCAGAGCUGCUCAAUCUGGUUGGAGGAGGAGGAGGGAGAGCGCAGGGGAAGAAGGAGCAGGGCAGAGCUCCUGUUCCAAUGGCUGAAAUCGAGCGCAUGGCAGCGCUUUGUAUGAAAGAUCUGGAUGAGGAAGAAAUGGACGACGAAGAUUUGGAUGAUGACGAUCUGCUGGCAGAGCUGAACGAAGUUUUGGAGGACGAUGAGGAGCCAGCUCCUGCUGCUCCUAAAGCGAUGCCCUCCUCUCAGCCUGCCCCUUCAGCCAGCCCCCUCGGUGCGGCCAGUUUGGAAUCUCGUUUGCUGGAGCGCAUCGAAAUGUAUCAGACGGCCAUAGCCAACGCCAAGGCUGCAGGCGAGACGAGCAAAGCUCGCCGUUAUGACCGCGGCUUGAAGACAUUACAGUCCAUGCUAACAUCGGUAAAGAAAGGCAAGGCAGUGAAUGAGGAGGACAUGCCCCCCCCUGUAGCAAUUGGAGGAAAGUCCAACAUUAAAGCAGAGUCUGAGCCGGAGAAAGAGCUUCCAGAACCUGCUGUCCUGCCUGCGUCUCCCUCCAAACCCAGGAACGAGCCUGCAGCCCCAGUUCCCAACACUAAACCGGUGUGCCUGACCCCCCUGCCGAAGCUCGCUGCCCCCAUCACCCCUGAUUCACCUGCAAUCUCCCCCCUCACACCCAGCCAGCCCAGUGGCCCACACUCAGAGCUGAAGCAGGCCGUGCUGUACAGGCAGAGGGAGUACAAGGUUGCCGCCCUUCAGGCCAAACAGAGCAAUGAUGUUGAGCGGGCCAAACAUCACUACCUCACUGCCAAGAAGCUGGACUCGCUGCUGGAGGCGCUGGAUCGGGGGGAGGCAGUCCAGCUGAGUUCAUUACCCCCUCCUCCUGGAGAUGUGGCUGCAGAGCAUUCUGCACCUCCUCCCCAGUCUGCUCCCAAAGCUGCUGCUCCUGCAUCCACUCCCACGCAGACGCCCUCUGCAGACCUCCCUGCCCCCAGCAGCCUGGGAGAAGCUCUGCAGCAGAGAAUGGACAUCUACAAACAAGCAGCAGAGAGCGCCAAGAGCAAAGGAGACGACCGCAAGUCCCGCAUGCACCAACGCAUUGUGAAGCAAUACCAGGAGGCCAUCAGAGCUCACAAAGCAGGAAAACCAGUCAGCUUAUCGGACCUCCCGGUUCCCCCAGGUUGUCCAGCGCUUCAGGGCUCUGAAGGGAGUCAGCAGAACUUCCUGAAUGUCCUGGAAACGGCGAUGAAAAUAGCAAAUCAGGAUGGAGAUGCUGAGAGUGUGGAGGAAGACGAACAAAGAGAAGACAUUAAGCCUGCAGCGCGUCCACCUGUAAACAAAGCCAGAUCUGCGGCCCCUCAGGCUCCUGGAGGAGCCUCAGCUUCAAAACUGGGACCUAAAGGCCAGCAGCAACUGGAUUUUUUGUUGCUACGGCGACAGGCUUUUCUACGGGCAGCACUGCGGUCCAAACAGAUGAAGGACAUGGUGGGGGCGGCGCAGCACCUCAGGCAUGCCAAAGGCCUGGACCCCAUGAUCACAGCUACCAAGUCUGGCCUACCUGUUGAAAUCACCAAGAUUCCCAGUGCUCCAGUGAAUGAGGAGGAAUACUCGCUGGGUCGCUCGCGGACCUCCCCUCUGUCUCCUCGCUCCAGUGAGAAGUAUCAGGCCCUCAUGGAACUCCUACGAAAACAGCAUGAGAAAUGUCUGGAUCUCUGUCAACAAUUCACACAAACAGGAAACAUAGGAGAAGCCCUAAAGUGUGAGAAGCUUGCUGCAGAGUCCAUGAAGAGCAUAGAAAUUCUGAAGAAGGCCCACGCCGCAGGUCAACCCGUCCCCAAGUGCCGCUCAGAGGAGAGGACCUUGAACUCACUCAAGAGGAACUCCAACCUGACGGCCAGUGACAUGGUCCUCUACAUUGUGCGUGGGACCAGCCUCCCUGCUCCUCCAGGUGUCUCUCCCAGUGACCUGGAUGCCAGCGUCAAGUUUGAGUUUCCCUUUCCCAGCUCCGAGGAGGCCCAGAGGGACAAGACCGGCACAGUGAAGAACACCAACAACCCAGAGUUUAAGGAGAACUUCAAGCUCCACAUUAACCGCGGCCACAGAGCCUUCAAACGGGCUGUUCAGUCCAAAGGCAUCAAGUUUGAAGUCAUCCACAAAGGAGGUCUGUUUAAGACGGACAGAGUGGUGGGCACCGCACAUCUGAAGCUGGAGGCUCUGGAAACCCACUGCGACAUCAGAGAAAUCAUAGAUGUGUUUGAUGGACGCAAGGCUACUAGUGGGAAGUUGGAGGUGAGGGUAAAGAUCCGAGAGCCUCUGUCAGGAGCCGAACUGCAGCCCGUAACGGAGAAGUGGCUGGUUGUGGAACCAGGCUCAUCGCUGUCCCCCCCAGAGAGAGGCAAAGAGCAGGCUCCAUCUCCUCGCUCUAAAGCCAGACCUGAAGCCAGCAGCCACACCAACACCUCCCCCCCUCAGUACAAACUCCACAGCUUCAGCCUCCUCAACUACGACAAGGAGCGGUUGGAGAGGAAGAUUGUAGAAUAUCAGAGGAGUCGGCGGGAUCCGCCGCCCGACCUCUCCUGUCAGCUCAAGGAGGUUGUGCACAGGCUGCAGUGGCAGAAGGCUCAGCUGGAGCGGGCGUCCCCUGCGCUGCUCAAAGAGUAUGAAGUUGUGCUGCAGCGCUUCGUCCAGGGACUUUCUGAGUCUGUGAAAAAAUACUCCAGCCAAGGAAACAGAGAGGCUGCCAAGGACGCUCUGGGGAGGCUGAAGAUGGUGGAGAAUGAGCUGGAGUCUCUGCAGAGGAAACGCCACAGUUGAGUGUGGAAGCGUAAGACGGCUGUCACCCCCAUCUGAGGCUUCAAUCUCCAAACGCUGCACCGCAUACAGAGCCUCCUUCACUUUACUCAGCUGGCAUUGAAGGCUGCUGUGUGAAGACCUGCUUCUUUGGCAUACCCCCCCCCCGAACGGGACCAGCCCACUAUGACUGAGAAGCUCACAUGAAGAGGGUGUUUACAGAUGGGGAUGGACACUUUUUUAACACUAAACAAAACUGCUUUGUCUGCUUUCCUUUGGGAAUCGAUGGGAAGAAGUCCAUGUAAGAGAUGCGACCAAGGCUGCAGAUGACCAAGACGUGUGUGUGUGUGUGCGUGUGUGCAUGCGUGUGUACCUGUGCAUGUGUGGGCGUGUGUGUGUGUGUGCGCGUGUACCUGUGCAUGUGUGGGCGUGUGUUCUAAAGUGACAUCAAUUGAUGGACUGGGGUCGUAUUUAACUCCUCUGCAGGUUUUCUGUGUGUGAUAAUCUUAAUCUAAUCUGUCUGCUGCAGUUUUCCCAGAUUACAGUAAUCUGCUUCAUUUGGUUGCUCUGAUAAGAGGCUAAAACCUUGUCUUGGAGGUGCUGGAGCCUCCAUCCCUCAGUGAGGGGUUAAUGUUUGAAGAUGAUGGAGGUGUAUAGGGAGGGGAUGUGGGAGGAGCUUGCAUCUGCAUUUCUGCUUUGUUGUAAUCGGCUGUUUCCUGUCGGUCUCCUGACUUUCUUCAUGCACGUUCUUUUCUCUGGAAUUCAAGAUUAUUCUGCCGUAGGUUGGCUUUGGGUUUCUUUGAACUCUCUGAUUCUGUUGAAUGUGGUCAAUAAUGGACGGCUGCUGCUCACUGGGAUGGACUCGCCUCCUGCUGCUGCGUGCUGAGGAGCAGCAGCGCUCCACCAAACUGCUGAGUCCUGCAAAGAGUUUCAUUUCUGCUCAAACCUUCCACACAGAGUGAAAACACAGAUGGCCUGCAGAAGAUGCUGAGGGGUUCUCCGUGUUCUAUGAUUAGGAGAGGAAUUGCUUUUUACAUCAAAUGGAAUAUUCUUUGGUCUGAAGUAGCAUCAUCACACAAAACUGAAUGAAAUAGAUUCUUUAUUUAAAAUCAUUACAAAUCUCAGAUUACAGAACAGUUUGAUUCUAGAAGGAAAUAAUUCAUUUAUAAAUAUUUGGUUUCAUUUUUUCAAAUAAAACGAAAAGUUCAAACUUUGUUUGGAAGACGGAACGUGUCAGUUUAGCCUCUGAUGGAAGAUGUUUGACUGCAGAGGAUGACCCUCCUCUGACAACCCCCCCCCCCCCCCCCAACCUUAUCUCAACCUCUGAGGCUGUCAGGUUGUCAUGGCAACAAGCUCAUCCGCAUUCAGUGUGGCAGGCCAGAGGAAGAAGAACAUACUGUUAAAUGUCUUUUGGCGCGCUUGCGCAGUGUCCUCGCUCCUCUGCUGUUCAAGCCAAUCAUUAUGUGUGUCUAAUCAAUGUUCUGCAUACGGUGUGUUUUACGGCGGGAACCUGAAAGCCUGCUUAUUCAGGCUGUGUGUGGGGGCGGGGUCAAGACAAACUCAUGUGUACAAGGACGCAGUCCUAAAAUAAACAAGUAAACAAUCA